Molecule: messenger RNA, 824 nt
Organism: Hylaeus anthracinus
Lineage: Eukaryota; Metazoa; Arthropoda; Insecta; Hymenoptera; Colletidae
Product: G-protein coupled receptor dmsr-1-like
Exons: 3
Cellular component (GO): membrane
Molecular function (GO): G protein-coupled peptide receptor activity
Source: RefSeq, a predicted model, not a curated record
GUUUCCACAGUACAAUCACGCAUGGUGCACGACGUCUCGUUGCAGGGUGGCUUUAAUAAGCAGCUUCUUGACACCCUUCAUCGCGUGCACUCCCAGCUACUUGGUAUUUGGAAUAAGUAAGAAGAUGCUGAACGAGAAUGGCACCCUGGAAGUUGCUUACAUCGUGGACGCCGAUUACUCCCAGCACAAGGAUUUCGUUUACCAGCUGAAUUUCUGGGUACUGGGGGUGGUCAUGAAGCUAUUACCCUGCCUCAUUCUCACUGUCAUUAGCUGUUGGCUGAUAAAAGCUCUUUACAGAGCAAAGGGGAGAAAACAGGCGUUGAAGAGUUACAACCAGUGCAAGACCACUACGUUGGGGAACGGAGUGGCCCAGCCAAAGCCCAGCAAGUCUCUGAAAAGAGCAGACAGGACGACGAAGAUGCUGGUGGCUGUGUUGCUCCUGUUUCUGGUCACAGAGAUUCCCCAGGGCGUCCUGGGACUCUUGUCGGGCGUCCUGGGGGAUUGCUUCUUCCGCAACUGCUACCACAACUUCGGGGAGGUGAUGGACAUCCUGGCGUUGCUGAACGGCGCCAUCAACUUCAUCCUCUACUGCUCGAUGUCCAGACAGUUCCGUACCACUUUCGGGCAGUUGUUCAAACCUAGAAUCAUGAAGAAGCGGCAGCCUGCCACGCAGCAGACCGACGUUCAGAGCACUUAUGUAUGAUGCAGGCUGAAGGGUCAGGAGACCACGCGUCUCUAGAGGCUGGAUAUUCUUAACGAGCAUCCUCGAGUGUCUAAAAAAAACAUCAGCUUACAGGGAACGAUAAGACGGAACUUUUUUAUGU